Messenger RNA from Encephalitozoon hellem ATCC 50504, 1263 nucleotides. RefSeq lists its product as uncharacterized. The transcript has a single exon. NCBI's taxonomy places the organism in Eukaryota, Fungi, Microsporidia, Unikaryonidae. Bases 1 to 1263 code for a protein of 420 amino acids. The record is from RefSeq and is a predicted model, not a curated record.
AUGCCCUUGGUAGACUUCAUUUCAUCCUUCUACAAGAAGCACGACUCUCUCUACAAUACCUUUGUAAGUGCAUGUCUCGAGCUCAGGGAGUGCAGAGACAUUAAAAACAGCCUUGGGCAGAUAUAUAAAUGCCUCAGACACGAGCAGACAAGACAGAUAAGCUUCAGGUGUCUUGAAUACUUCAUGGACAACGAGAUGGCCAGCUUCAUAUAUAAACUAGGGAGCAUUGAAGAGAAGAAAGUGGUGAUGGACUUCCUUGUCGACCUGAUAUCAAUCCUUCCUGCCAAAUGCUUUUCAAGACUCAGCAGCUUCUUUGACUCUGUGUUUGAAUCCAGGGGCACAGAUGAGCUGGGGCUGGCUCUUGCAUACUCAGAAAGAAUCAUUGUCCUUGGAUGCAGUAUCAGGACGGCCCUUGUUGAUUACUCCCUCAGGUUCUUUUUUGAGGAGGGCCUUGAGGGAGAAUACUCCAGGGCAUGCUUGGUGUAUCUCAUAUGCUCCAGAAGGGCCCUUGACCAUCUUAAGUCGAUGAGGUUCGCCCAGGCAGUCAUAGUGCGGACCAACAGAAUGUACCUUAAUCUGGAAGAGAAGAUGCCACUCUAUCUGUCUCUUCUGCAGUUUAUUUCGUACUAUGCAAGAAAGGAGGCAGAUCUGUGCAAGGUCGGCAGCACACCUAGUGGCCGAAAAGGCCACUCCCCAAGGAUCAGGGGGCCGGGACUACAUCCAGCAAGGAGUCCCCUGCUUUUGGUGGAUGAAGGAGAUUCUGCAGAGCCUCAUUCCAUCCUUGAUCUCCUCGAGUUCCCCCACGUGCACACCACAAGAACGUACAUAAAGAUACUUGAAAGCACAGGGUCAUCUAACAUAAGGGCCUCUCUAAUCGACUCUGUUCUCACAGUUAUAGAAAACAUCGACGAUCCAGCAGGGUUUGUGAGAUUCUGCAUUGAGAAUCAUCCGAAGCUUGUGGCACCGUAUCUCAUCAAAAACGGUGGAGAAGACUGGUCUCCCACAGGUGUAUUUCAAGAAGUUGCAAGGAUGAAGGGAGGAAGAUCCUCCAUCGAAAUUCCCUAUGCAUGCCAUGUGGAGCGCCACAGAAUCUCCAUAGUAGACUUUCUUAUUGAAAACAGCAUAUGCGAUGAUCUCGUGUUCCUGUUCAUCUGGGUCGUGUCAAAAGAGACGUUUUACACACACUUCGGAAGGAUUCAGAAGAUGUUCAAGAGCCACAAGACAUUCUGGGGAGACCUGUGGCACCUGAUUCUUACCCCCUAG